This is a messenger RNA of Amaranthus tricolor (Joseph's coat), 1073 nucleotides long. RefSeq lists its product as uncharacterized. NCBI's taxonomy places the organism in Eukaryota, Viridiplantae, Streptophyta, Magnoliopsida, Caryophyllales, Amaranthaceae. The transcript is spliced from 2 exons. The record is from RefSeq and is a predicted model, not a curated record. Bases 86 to 781 code for a protein of 231 amino acids.
UGACAUUCUACUUGAGAUGUAGAAUUCAAAUUGGAAGUGUGACACAGGCUAUAGGACAGGUUAUCAGACAUAUAUUGAAAAGAAAAUGAAUGAGCGAUUUCCUUAUUGUGGAUUGAAGGGUAAGCCACAUAUUGAAUCCAAAAUUAAGAUUUUUAAGAGACAAAUGGGAUAUAUUCUUGAAAUUCAGAAGCAAGUUAGUGGUUUUGGUUGGGAUGAUGCUACAAAAAUGGUAACUGGUGAGAAGGAAGUCUUUAUGGGAUGGGCUCAGGGAAAAGAUGGAGCUGUUGCUCUAUUUUGUAAACCGUUUCCUCUUUAUGACAAGCUUUGUGAGAUUUACGCCAAGGAUCGUGCCAGUGGAAGUAUGGUCAAGGGGCCCGGAGACGAUGAAGAAGGUGAUAAGAAUGAGGCUGAAAAGAAUGAUGAUGCUAUUAGCUCAACUCUAGCGAUUGGACAAUCAAGUGACCGAAGAGAUCGUAAGAGAAGAAGGAAAAUUGAAAAUGAAGAGCUAAGUGGGCUAGCCACUGCAUUGACAGCUUUGAUUGAUGUUGAAAAGGAGUCUACUUCAAUCAUGAUGGAUAUGAAGAAAUCAUUUUUACGAGAUGUGGAGAUAGGUGAGAAGAGAACUAACCUUUUUGGAGUAUUGAGUAAUUUGCAAGAACUGACACCAAUAGAAGUUGUCGAAGCUACCACAAUUAUUGGCUUAGAUGACAAGAAGGUGGAGAUAUUCUACAGUGUGCCGGAUGAGUCCAAAGUUAUGUUUGUUAAAUCUUUGCUAAAAUGAUAGUGUUGAUAGAUUUUAAAAAUAUUAUGAUGUAAAAUGGUUGAACUUUAGGUUAUACUUUCUGUGUUGGUAAAAAUGUAGGUGUGUUUUAAAAAAGUAUGAACUUGGUAGUCACAAAAGGAAUGGACUUUUUAUCGUAAUUUCUAUGCCUAAACACUAGCUAAUUUUCUCGGUUGAAGAGUACUAGUAUGGCUACUUAAUUGAAACUUGUUUGUAAUUGUCAAGUAUUUGCAGUGUAAAGAAUGCAUGAAGAAAAUAUUAUUAUUUGUAAUUGCAAGUCGAUGCAAUUGUC